Salmo salar (Atlantic salmon) is the source of this 8809-nucleotide messenger RNA. The record is from RefSeq and is a predicted model, not a curated record. NCBI's taxonomy places the organism in Eukaryota, Metazoa, Chordata, Actinopteri, Salmoniformes, Salmonidae.
UAAGCAUAUGUGUCCUGUCCUGCAGGGAUUCGUGCUUUUCCGACUGUGUUCGUUUAUUUUCGCGCUGUUCAUAUUAGUUCCCACGCAUUCUCCUUUUAUGCGCGGUGCUGUGCUGGAAAUGGCUGUGUAGGGAGCUGAGAGUUAUGUGCUGCAAAAGAAAGAAAGGGAGAAAGAAAGAAAGCGGAUCAGGAGUGAACAAAGCAGGUGGAAGACUUUAAAGCAUCGAGGGAAAGAUACGGUGAAAGAUAAGGAAAUUAGCUGUCUACAUUUCGACGUGUUGAACAGUUAAAGUGCCGCCACAGCGAGAUUUGGAAGAAAUAUAUGCGGGUUGUCACUGUCCAGAACGUGAGGAGCCUGAGAAAAUCAACGACUGUUGGACUGUCCUACUAUGCCUCCACCCCCACAGACGACAGAGGUUGACUGAAGAGACCAACACUGGGCCUCAGUUAGGUUUCGAGCUGUCUAGCUCGUUUUUGCUGCUUGAAGGAGCAUGUUGCCAACGCUGUCCCUCUGCUCCAUCAUUUGGUUAAACCGUGGUAUCAAGCUGAGGAAAGUGCUCCACUGCGCCAACACCGGCCAGCUCUAAGGCAGGAGCACCUUACCUACCUUGCUGUAUAGACUCGACCAUUUCAGCAAUGCUUCUAAGCUUCAGUUGAUAGUUCUUUGGCCCUAAACGACCACUACUCCAAGCAAAAUCAUCAUCGUUUCCUGGUUGCCGUAGCAUUGGGCCGACUUUCGCAUCCUCUGCGUCUUCGGCAGCUUUUAUCGGUUUCUUAUAAUGGCGGUCGAUGGUUUCCAAUAUCGUGCCCUCUACAUCUACACCAAGGACUUGGAGGAGGACAUUGACCUGCAGCCCGGGGACAUUCUGACCGUCAGCAAGGCCUCCCUGGACUUCAAGGAGUGGGAUGAGGAGCGUCCCGAGCUCCUGGGCUGGCUGCUGGGCUUCAACGAACGCACUAAGCAGAGGGGGGACUUCCCAGGGACAUAUGUCCAGUUCGUGGGCCCCGUGAGGAUGGCACCGCCACCCAGUCAGCCUCGCUCCCAAAGACCCCUCCCAGCAGCCCCGGGGCCUGAGCCACAACAAGCAAAAACAAGAAGGGGAGUGUCGUGGAAAAAUAGAGGACAUGGACCAGGUGGUUGUUGCUACAGUGACUGGGGGUGCUACAGCCAGCUGCUGAGAGAACUGGAUGAAGAGGACCCUCCCUCCUAUAGAAGCUGGUUGAGGAUGGACAAGGAUGCCUUCAAUUUCUUGUUGAGGAUGGUGGAGCCACAGACCAGAGCUGUCUCUCUUCUGGAUUUGACCGAGCAGUUCACACCGCCCGAAACUGCUCCCCAUACCCUGGUGAACCUAGUGGAGGCCAUUGAGAAGAAAGGUCUGGACUGCAAGACACUGUACAGGACACCCGUGGCAUCCUCCAACUCGGAGAGCCCAACAGAGAGCUGGAGUGGUGAGGUGGAGUCGGGUAGUGACGUGGGCGCCUUGUCGGAGUGUGUGGUCCGCUACCUGAGGGAGCUGCCGUCCCCUGUCAUCCCCCCCGGUGUUUACCCAGACCUGCAGGCUGCGCUGCAGCACGGCGCCGCGGACGUGGCGGCAAGCAGCAGCGGAGGCAGGGAGCUGAGCCUGGUCCUGGAGAGGGCCACCAGUGUGCCUCUGCACCAUCGCCUCACCCUGCAGUACCUGCUCACACACCUGGGCAAGGUGGGCCAGGGCUCCCAGCUCAACGGCCUGGACCCUCACACCCUGGGCCUGGUCUUUGGGCCGCUGCUGAUCCGGCCCAGCUCUGCCACUGGGUGGGAGGUGGGGGAGGAGUUCCCUGCACUAGCGCUGGAGAGGCUGCUGAUGGAGAGGGCCAUGGGACAGGAAGUCCCGCCCCCUGCUCUACCAGUCAAGCCAAUGAAGGCCAAAACCACGACUCCAGCCAUGACUGAGACUCACAUACUGAGUGAUUCCGAGUGGUACUGGGGGGAAAUCUCCAGGGAGGAGGUGAACGAGAAGAUGAGAGACACCCCUGACGGGACGUUCAUGGUCCGCGACGCCUCCAGCAAACUGAAGGGAGAGUACACACUGACCCUCAGGAAAGGAGGCAACAACAAGCUGAUAAAGAUCUGCCACCGGGGCGGUCGCUAUGGCUUCUCCGAGCCGCUCACCUUCACCACGGUGGUGGAGCUCAUCAACCACUACCGCCACGAUUCCCUGGCCCAGUACAACGCCAAGCUGGACACCCGGCUCCUCUACCCCAUCUCCAAAUACCAACAGGAGCAGCUGGUGAAAGAGGACAGCAUUGAGGCGGUGGGCGAGCAGCUGAAGGUGUACCACGAGCAGUACCAGGAGAAGAGCCGGGAGUACGACGUGCUCUACGAGGAGUACACACGCACCUCACAGGAGCUCCAGAUGAAGCGCACGGCUAUCGAGGCCUUCGGCGAGACCAUCAAGAUCUUCGAGGAGCAGUGUGAGACCCAGGAGCGCUACAGCAAAGAGUCCAUCGAGAAGUUCCUACGCGAAGGCAACGACAAGGAGAUCCAGAAGAUCCAGAGCAACUCAGAGCGUCUGAAGUCUAGGGUGACGGAGAUCCACGACAGCAAGAGAAAGCUGGAGCAGGAUCUGAAGCAGCAGGCCACUGACAACCGAGAGAUUGACAAGAUGAUGAACAGCCUGAAGCCGGACCUCAUUCAGCUAAGGAAGAUCCGGGACCAGUACCUGGUAUGGUUGACACAGAAGGGGACGAGGCAGAAGAGUAUCAAUGAGUGGCUGGGCAUAAAGAACGAGGCAGAAGACUCAUACUCGCUGGUGGAGGAGGACGAGGGCUCGCCCCACCACGACGAGUGCACAUGGUACGUGGGCGACAUCAAGCGCACCCAGGCAGAGGAGCUGCUUAGGGACAAGUGUGACGGCACCUUCCUCAUCCGAGAGAGCCAGACGCAGAAGGGCUCCUACGCCUGCUCCGUGGUUGUGGACGGCGACGCCAAACACUGCGUCAUCUACAAGACGGAUAAAGGCUACGGCUUCGCCGAGCCUUACAACCUGUACGGCUCCCUGAAGGACCUGGUGCUCCACUACAAGCAAGAGUCCCUGGUCCAACACAACGACCAGCUGAAUGUAACCCUGGCCUACCCAGUCCUCACCCAGACCCAGCAGCAGCACCACAGAUGAAGGGCAGUGUGACACGACGACCCCCAACGGUGACCAGCACUUCCAAAGCAUGGCGGCAACAACAAAAAAGCACACUCAUUACGUACCACAGUACCAGCCGCAGUAAACAUGAGACGAAAACCCUGUUUGUAGACUGAAAACAACAUAAGCACACCGUUAUGAUAAAGCUUUCAGACCAUAUUUAGAAGAGCAAGAAGGAGCGAGAGUAGAGGGGAGAGAGUCGGGGAACUGGAGGUUAAAGAUACUGGAUGGAGCUCAGCUUCUUUUUUUUUGUUGCCUUGGCACCCACUUACCCUUCUAGGCAAAGGCCUGAGCUGUCAUCCCCACUAAGGACUUGGCUAACCUGGCUCCUCACCACACUGCACUUCACAACAACAAGAUCUAAGAGAUGGGUGGGGGGGGGGGGAUACAUGGUCCUGGAAAGGCGGGGUGAAGUGGCUGGACAAACCAGUUACUUUCUAUAAAAAGCUUGCUUAAGUACCAUAGAAAGAGCCUUGAUUGACCACAAGCCUGUGUUGGGAAAGAGGGAACUAUAUAGGGUGGGAUGACAGAAAGCUUUAUAAAAAUAUAUUUUAAAAAGUUUAAUUUACUGGUCUCUCCUCCAGUUUGUUGUAAGAUAAACAUUCUUUAUAAAAAUAGAUAUGUUAUAUUUGUUUUAUUGUGAAUAGAUAGAUAGAUAUUCACAAUAGAUCAAAUGUGUAUAUAUAUAUUGAUGAAUGCAGUUUCUAAAGGGAUUCAGGUUUCCCUUUAACCCUGCGAGCACGUUUCUUAUUUCAAAUGUUCUCUUCAAGUGCUUUCUUUUAUACUGUAGCCAUGAUGGACUAAGGUAUUACUGUUAGUAUUCUUGAGAUGUUCUCAUUUCUAUGCUAAUAUACUCACAGAUCAUCGACCUAUCAGAUCUUAACUCUCAGUACUGACUGGUUUAGUCUCUAGGAAGCCUAUGCAGUGUUCUUUUCACAAGCGCUUGCUUUUAUGUCGCAGCGUCACUACUACUCACGGUACUUCCUCUUUUGAUCUUGACUGUUGUUUUUAUUUGACACAAGCUUGAUUCACAGAGCUGUAGAACGUUGUUGUACAAAAUGGAAAAAAUGGAUUCUUGUCGUUAUAUGAUCCAUAUAUAUACCGACAGUAACAGACAGUGUGACUGUCAAACAGAAAAUAUUGAAUGGUUUUCUUUUCAACUGUGUCCCCCCCUGCAGGGAAACUGCUGGAGGACGUAUGGUAUCCAGCUAAACGUGAGCCCAAAUGAAGGAUGUCUUUUUAUGUAGCAAAAAUAAGAUUGGAUCCUUUUUGACAGUAAGCAUGACAACGGAGGUCCGGGGGAUUUUCCAUAAGUACCAUAUGCAUGAAAAUCCUUCUUUUGUUUAGUACCUAGAGAACUUGCUCUAGUACUUGUGCUGUUUUAAGUGCAUACGUCGUGUGUACUAGACCUGUAUAAUGCACAAACAAUUGUACGUGAAUAAGAAUACGUAUAGAUUUACAGACACACUGUUCGAGGUGAAUCCCUCCGUGGGUACUGGGCAGUACUUUUGAUGUGCGGCUUAAAGGACUUUCUUCCAUCCCUUUUGCGUAGCACAGACUUUGUUCGGGUGAAGACACUUCAGCCAAAUUUCUACCGUCGAUUCGUUACUAAAAAGAAGCCUCGUAAUGAAACCGAGGAUAGUGAGGAUUUUAAAUGUGGUGGCGCUUUUAGAUUUCUUGAGAAAGAGGAAACUUCCCAGAGAAAAGGAGUUUUGCAAAUUUUUUUGUAGAAUGUGCAUAAAAAUAUAUGUGUCAUGGUGGGCGCUCAUUUUGGGUAGUUUUAAACAUGAUCAUUUGCUCCGAGCAGAUGUAUUUUUCCCAUGUUGGUUGUACAGAUUAAGUAUGAUAACAUGGAUACUGCAACUGAAUAGUCAUGCUAUUGGAUUGUUUAACUAGUUGGAGGAAAUUGGAGUAAUUUGGUUUGUGUAAUUGUCACAUUUUAAUUGGAAGUUGAAAAAAAUUAUACAAUUUUGUGGAGCGUUGCAUAUUGGCGAGAGCAUUUUGUGUUCAAAACGUAUUUUUGGUACAAAUAUUAGUAGAAGGAAAAUAAUUAUCUAAAGGAAAAAUAGCUUGGUACUGUAUAGUAGUGUUUUGCACAGUUCUUGGCCAGAAGAAUAGCCUAGAAUUACACGAAGUGGCAGUAGUGAGAGACCUAUAAAAGAGUGAUUUACAAAGUUAAGAAGUGCCUUAGCUCUUCUCUUGUCGUUGUCGGAGGAGCUUCUCUCCUAUAGACCGUGCUACCGCGUACUGUAUGCUUUGUUUAAAAAGCAUUUGCCAAUGAUAUAAUGUCAAGCCCCUGAAGAGAACUGGCAAAUGCGCAUAGUUGUAGUCUUUCCUGUAGUGUGCGAGGUCCGAGUUAUAGAGAUUGUGUUAGUUUAGUUAUGCUUCUCUCUUGUUACAUCAUUUUGAAUAAGGUUACAAUUGUAUUUUUUUGUGACGCCUAUAGCUUGGUGCUCUUCAGUGAGUGAGGCCGUUUCCUUUGGGGGUUUGUUGUAUAGUUUAUUGAAUCACACCUAGAGUGGAUAGAAAUGUGAAUACACAGUCAUAGCCCAACACGUAGCGUUUUCCGUUUUAAUAAGCCGAAUCUCAUUCAAUAAGCUCUUAAGUGAAUGCAUGCAGUACUUCUCACGGUGUUUUCACGUCAAUUCCCUGUGACUUCAUUUCCUGUUUACCCAUCUACUGACUCAUGUAUUUUACUCAGUCCAUCGGACCAACAUUUUGCAAAUGCACUUUUUCCUUAAAGAAAAUUACACCAAAAAUGAUAUUUUGGUAUUUGUUUCAUUAGUCCAUUGUUGAUAUAGUCCUACAUUUUUUUGCAUGUCAGCAAUCCAGUUCUCGAGAUGGUUGACUUUCGAAAUACAGCCGGUAUGAUGCAUUUUGCUUAGGAUGCAAAAUUUAGCAUCAUAUGAUGCAAAAUGCAUCAUACCGGCUGUAUUUUAGUUUUUUAUAUAUAAAACUUCAACGGGGGACUAAAACAAAUACCAAAAGAUGAUAGUUUUUUGGGGGUGGAGUUUUUCUUUAAUUGAGUCUCCAAAAUUAGUUAAUUCUAAACCGCAUUAGUGAAGCUCAGUAGGCCAUGAUAGUAUUGUUUGUUUUUAUUAAGUGUCAUGUCAGGGAUGUUUUAAUCGGACUUUCUUUGUGAAACCGAGUUUGUGGGGGGGGGGGGGAGGAAACAUUCAGUGUUCCCCCUACUCGAUCCAUUUGGUGGAGUCUUCACGAACUCUGAAAUUGUAAGCCGGUAUUGGGGCAAGUAGGACUCAUGUCCAUUUAUUGCUGUUUUUCAUGAUUUUAAUUGUUUAACUGUUAUAAAUCUGUGUUUGGUUUUGAUUGUGCCAGGCCCACCCGUUUCCCAUUCGAAAUGGGUGACUCGUUUCAAACCAAAUGAAAGGGAAGCUAGCUAAUAUGCAAUCGGCAUAUUUGGUCGGUCCUCGACGCUCCAACGGUAUGGAUGUCAUGGCGUCACUUGCAGUAACAUGAAUGAUGACACAUGUGCAGUGAUAGUGUUUCGGCGGUCGUGCCCAAUGAGAUGACUUGGAGCAGGGUUAGCUUUGAGUUGUCCUUUACCCAGUUAUCGUGAAACCACGUGUCAUAGCACCCUCCAAAAUGUCCAGGUGAAUUAUCCAGGCCAUUACUAUUACUUUUCUUUGGUACAUAACACCUGUAAAUAGUGGUGUCAUACUUCUACCAUAUCAGUAAAUAGUGGUGUCAUACUUCUACCAUAUCAGUUACCGAAUACAAGUAAUUAACAUUUUAUUACGUUUGAAUAUUUAGGUUUGAAGCAUAUUUGAAAGAAAUAUAUUGAAAUAUAUCUUGACGUAUUGUUUUGGGGUUAUAUAUUCUGAUUUAAUUAUGCUGGGAAUGGAUCCGAAACAGACGCUGACUAAAUGAGUUUAGAUGUGAAACAUGUCUAUUGACAAGUGCCACAGCAGCAUUGCAUCAGUGGGCCAAGUCAUGUCUAGUUUUCAUGUUAACGCCCUGAUGUGUAAAUCAUAAGCUAAGCUUUAUCAUUAUCACCAGCAAGCGUUCCUUCCUUUUUGAUCGCGGUAUUAUUGGUUUUAAUUGACCCGCAAUGAUUGAGGAAGAGGAGGCAGGCUCAUCUACGUUUCAAAAUGCAGCGCUGAAUCUAGUUGUCCAUGACGACAUACUGAUUGGCCAACCUUGGCCCUACUCACACAUAAGUGUCUCUGUCAAAUUUGAGUAGAGAUUAUCAAUAGUCUUGACACAAGUGUCUUUCAGCAAAGCUCCGUUGUUGCUACCCUAACAAGGACCCGUGACGAUAGAGUUGACCAAUACUGGGACUAACUGGUGUCUAGACUACAGCCUCUAUAUUCUAAGAUUAUAAAAUGUAUUAUCUGAGCAGAAAAUAGAUUCCUAUACAGAUAUGCUUUGUCCAUAGGGAUGGGGAAAGCACCUUUUUUUAAUUUUUCAUUUAUUUUAAAUCAAAAUUACAUAAAUAUAUUCUCAGCUUGGAGAUUCUGGUUGUGUUUUUUUAUAUUGCGAGAGGAGGCAGUUUGAAAGUGAUACCAGGGGAGUGUUUGAGGUAUGAAAAUAAUGUAUGAUUCGAAGAGAGGGGCAUUUAAUAAUCGGAUAAAAGUCCCCCAAAUGCACUAGAUAACACAUGAUACUUCAUACCGGCCAAACAUGUUGCCAACAAGUUAAGGAACAAAUUUCAACAGUUCAGAAACACUCCUUCAGUGAAUAACCAACCUUUGCAGGUGGAACAAUGAUGUCAUUGGAAAGUGUUCCUUUAUGGUGUCUAGGGUUUGUUUUUAAUUAGACUUUUUUUUUUUAAAGAAAUUUAAAGCAAAUUGAUUUGUCUGUCCAAGUGUUUGUUUGUUUAUCUUUGUUAAUGAUAACCUUACAGAAUCUAUAAAAUAAGCUAGCUUGAAUAUUUUCCUUCAUACAGAAAAGUACAAAUGUUUACGAUAUCUAAUUAACCAAAUAGCAAGUAUGCGUUUGAGAAGUCAAUCUGUCUGUCCCUAAAAGGGCCUCCGAUAGAUUGAUUUGAUUUCUUUUUUCUCCUUUGUCAUUUUAAACUUGAAAAUGUUAUGACUGCUUGUUCUUUUUGUUUUGAUUCUUUUUGUACUUGUCAAACAGUGCUCCCUCUAAAAAAAAAAAAAGAAAGAAAAAAAAUUGUUACCAUCUUCUGCUUAGAACAGAAUCGACUAAAUUGUUUUUUGAAUGGCCCCCGGGCAGAAUGGUCUGCAAUGGGCCCUCUUCCCUGAGUGGCUUAAAAUCCUUGAUCUCUGUUCCUUUACCUUCUAUACUGCCGACUACUUCAUCUUAGACUGAGCCUUGUGUAUUCACGACUGAAUCUUAACUUUAGAUAAAGGCUUAACUUUGCGUUUUUUUGAUGUCAAUGGGAAAUUUUGAGUUGCGCUUGCAGAUCUCAGUUAGGAUUUGGCCGUAGAUUGCACCCUAGAUGAUUUGGGAGGCUUUAGUUUUCAGGCUUUUCAAGAUUGAAAGAGCGGGAGGUGCACACUACUUGGUGAAAAAUGUAUGUCUACAGUCUUGGGUUGAGUCAACUAUUACAUUAAUUUGGAAAUGUGUGAAAGUGAAGAGGCAUGUAUUUCGAUUUUGCACUGUCAUUCUCGUCUCACUACACUCUAAGAUAAAGACGUUCCGUGACUUGCUCUC